GUUAUCAAACCGACUGUUAAAUACAAUCGUCUAUCACGACAUGUCUUUUAAAAUCGUAUUUUAAUAAACCGUUAGUAUUGUAUUGCAAUUUCAUUAAAUCUAUUCAAUUUUUAUUUAACAUACUCCGUUAUUAUUGAAAAAUGAUCUGAACGUUCAUUUCUGAAGACAGUGUCAAUCAUAACCUGAGGCCAUUUCUGUGCAUCAUGGCACCAUUAAAGGACCGUCAGGUGGAGAAACUGUUGGACGAGGCUCUCAAGCACAAUAACUUUCAGGCUUUAGAAAAUUUCCUACAAGAUGAAAGCAAGCUGGACAGCAGUUUUCAAUGUUCCAGACACUUUAUCACUAAACUGGACAAGCUCGUUGUCAGGGAGCUGGACAUUGGACACGUGUUCAAUGUUUGUCUGGUGCUUACCAUUCUACAUAAGUGGAGCGCCACGCUGGUCUUUCCAGGGGGUGGAGGUAUAUCUGUGAUGAUAUCCCAGGGGCUUAUUAGAAAGAUGGUGCAGUGGUUCGAGAGAGCCAGAAAGCUAUGGGCGGAGGCCGGGUCAGCAAGAAAUGAGCUUUUGAUAAAGCUGGCCGAGGACUUCUUUGAUGCGCUUAUGGUUGUUCAUGAAAGUUGUAAAGAGGGUACAUUUGAAGUUACUGAAUCUCUGCUCAGUCUCAUUGGCAAAGUGGCCUCUGAUCCCAAAAUAAACGUCAUGAUCCAGAAAGAGGCAGCAAGGAAACUUAAUCUCAUUCUAGCAAAGAUUCCCAUGGAGCUCAAAAAGAAGAUCUUGAUGUCUAGGGAGGCCUCAACUAUGAUGAGCGAUGUGGCCAGCCGAGUCCUCCAAGGUGGAGACUAUGACCUGCAGGUUUCUUUAAUGGAGGCUCUGUGCAGAAUGACUUCAACAGCUCAGAGGAAUGAACUAGCUGAACGCUGGUUUACCAUGACAUUUGUCUCCUCUGCAUUCAAGAAGAUCAAGGAGUCUGAAUUUGAGACCGAUUGCAGAAGGUUUCUAAAUAUGGUGAAUGGCAUGCUAGGCGAUGGGAAAAGUGUAUAUUCCUACCCUUGUCUGGAGGCAUUUUUGAACAAACAUGAGCUGCUCAUGCCUGUGGAUGAAAACCUUGAGGCGUUCUGGAUUGACUUUAACCUCGGGAGUCAAAGCAUCUCUUUUUACUUCUCUGUGUCUGAUAAGGAUGUCCAGGAUGGCCAGUGGGACACGUUGUGUAUAUCUGAGAUUGAGGUCCACAGUUACACAGUUGAAGAGGAGAAUGGAAGAAAAGUUCUUAACCUGAGUUUGACCGACCCGGUCAGCAUCGGCAGCUUAGAGGGCUCCAGAGUCACCAUCAAAUUCAGCUCCUCUCUUAACAUCCUGCAAGCCACAGAAAAAGUUUAUGGUCCUGCUAAGAACAGGAAGUCUGUUAAGAAGCCUCCCUCUGUUGUGAAAACCCCAGUUCAGGUCAGCCUAUGCUCACAGGAGAGUUCACAGGUUCUUGUCCUUGAAAGUCAAGUGUCAGAUGAGAGAGAGUCAUCAUCUGUAAAACACGGCUAUCUGGGCCAGCCUAACACACAUCUAACACCAGAUAAAAACAAGAUUGUAACCCCAAUGAAAGUAUCUGAGUCUUGCAUGUAUAUCACUGGUAGUGUGGGGCAUAAACAGGGCAGCUGUUCUUCCAGCUGUGUGCUACCUGCAGUGUCUUUGGCGAAGUUAAAACCGGCUCUACAGAUGAUGAGUUCCUCUGAGAGGAAGAGAGAGUUUCAGCUAAGAGAUCUCAUGUUGUCCAGGACAUCUUCCAGUAUUUCUUCACUCAAUAUUCACUGUGAGACCAACCAAAGGCAGACUCACUCGAUUCAAGCACGUUCUGCCCCUGCUGUUCAGAAUGUGGACAAACAGAAAAGUAACAAAGGCAAAUCUAAAGCAGAAAAACACCAGAAGAUUACUGUUGACAAAGUGUUAGAGAUGAAGCAAGCCGACCAACAACAUGAACGGGAGAUCAUGGAUAGCAACAUAGUCCCAGACACCCAACCUGCGGUGAGGAAAAGGAAAUUCUCUGUGUCUGGACCACUGUUUGCUUUGCCAAAAGACUGCUCGGGUAGCCGGUCUAUAUCAAAUGGAGAUUCUCUCCCUCCUCCUCAGCGUCUGUCCCCUGCCCAGCGUGCGUUCAGAACCCUGACCCAGAAGCAGCUGCACACCCAGCUCACCCAGAGACUGGAGGAGGUGCUGAGGGACCAGGGUCCAGAUGUCCACACGACCACAGACAGGAAAGCCUCCUCACUGGAUCCCUGUGCUACAGGUCAGGGGAAGGAGAACGCGAAAUCAUCUAUGAGGUCAACACCCGCUAGACCUGCGCAGCAGAGCAGGAGGGUUCAAGACAAGGCUUUAUACUCAGACAAAGAGAAUAAGAGGCCUACAGCAGACAGUAUGGUGAAGAUGAUAUCCAGUCAUUACAAGAAAACUAGCAAAGCAGUAUCCCCUGUGGCCAGUGCCCAGCUUAACAUUGCACCUACAAACAGAUAUCUGUUCAAUAAAAGCUGGUGUCCAUCCUCCACUGAGAAAACUGCUGCCAGGAGUCUCAAAAUACUGGGACAAUCCAAGAAGCCAAACCAGGACAUCGAUGAUGUUUAUGCAUUUAAAGAGGACACAUCAAACAUUAACGUGAAAAAGACUAGGAAGCCGUCUGAGACAUCCAGAAUGGACAGCAGUACACUUAGUUACUCUCCCGCUUGCACGAAGUCUGUUUCGAGACCUCAGCCUCCGAAGGCUCUUACUAAAAACAUGAAGAAAAAUCUGUUUAGCGAUACAGACACGGAUAAUAUGACCGAGGUCAGCUGGCUCAACUCGGCCAACAGGAAACCCAAACCUAAAGUGGCAGACUAUAGCAGGCAGCCAGUCAAACCCACCGUCCCACAAGCCAACUCUUCAUUUAAAUCUCCAUAUACACCCUUAUCUUCACCAAAGCCAAUGGGGAAGCAAAUCAGGCCAAAGCAGAAGAGGCACAGAAAAGUGGUUGAACGGCAGGAGGAUAAACUUCAGGGUCGCAUCGGUAACGGCAAACCCUCAGCAAGACCUCAUAGAGCUGCAGCCCAGACCAAAACCUACAAAGAGCAAUCUGACUCUGACCACCAGUCCAGCCAAUCAGAGAGCGAAAAGCCCCCACCACCUAAGAAAAAGGCAUUGGGGCUAACAGCGAAGCUUCCUCAAACCGUCCCAGCUCAAACGACAGGACGAGGACAAAGGACCAAAGAACACAGCAAGAUAAGCGAAAAGAAAGGCAACGAUUCAAGCAGGAAGGAUCACAGUCCAGGGCAUCGGAUUGUGAAGAAGACCCCAUCCGCUCAGGGACAUAAACAUUCCUGGAUGGCGAGAUUGUCUUCCACGUUUGCCUCGCCUCCCUCCAUCGAAAGGAUGAGAUCAGAUGAAAAACUAACCACAAAGAUGAGAUCCAAUACUACACCCCUGCGUUCUCUGUCCAUCUCUCCAAUUGAACCUGACUCUCCUCCACCAGCCUCGCUCAGUCCCGUCAGAGACGUUCAGGCCUCAUUGUGUAAGACACUGGGGAUUAAAGGUGCUGUUAAACCUCCCUCUGUCUCCACAACAACACCUGUUUCCACAUCCACCAGAGGCUCGAAGCAGAAGCCACCUGCUCCUCUGCAGGUUGAACUUAGUCCGGUCCACUCAUUACUGAGCCCAACUGGGCCCCCCAUCACCCCCACGGGGAAAGAGAAAUCCACUCUGUCCUCUUCACUCAUAUCAGCAGACCUCCAGGAGGAGCAGAGAGGCGUCGUGAACAGGACCAGUCCAGCAUCUUUUGACAGGAGCUCCAUCAUUUCUGUAACAAUGAGUCAGUCUUCGCACAUAUCUGUGAGCAACACGGCCUUGAUCCGCACCGAUCUGGAGAAGACACCAGCAUGCCUAAAGAGAUUUAUGGAUAAGAUGCCUGAGUUCAAGUCAGGUCCGUCAGUCAUCUACAAGCCUCCCAGCUCGUGCCACUCCGCUAGUCUAUCAAAAAGAGAAGAGGACAGUGAGGAAGACAAAGAAAACAGACCUCCCUCGCCCUCCCAGCUAGCUAUGAAAAUGAAGCAGAGAAAGCUUUUCAAGUCAAACGAUAAAUGUGUCAAAGUCAAACAACCUGUUAACAGUAAGAGGAGCUCAGAAGAAGAAGAAGUGGAGGAGACGGUCGCAGAUAAUGGACGAAGAAAGAAAAGCUACCCAAGAGGCCAGAAUAAAAGAGCCAGAGAAACAACUACAUCCACUGAAGAUGUGGAGACAGUUUCAUCUUAUAUGAAGUCGAGAUGCGUGCAGUCUGUCGUGGAGGAAGAUUCAGAGCUGACACAGCCUGCUCAGGAGGUGGGCUUUAUCUGCCAUCAGUUCAGCUCAGAGCUUAAGAGGAAGAUCAAGCAUCGCUCCAGGAGAAUGGAUCUUUACACCAGGCAGUCUUUAAAGACAUUUCAGCAGCAUAUGUUCUCCGUCAGAGUCCAAGUACAUCAGUACAGUUCACAGAAGCUGGAGAAGGUAAAACAAGUCCUGUUGGGUGAAAUUAAAAACCUGGAGCAGGAUGACAUUUCUCUGAGGAACAUGGAGGAGGAACUGAUGACGUACUGGAAAAAGCAAGCCUCGGCUUUUCACACAUACCAAGAGAAAGCAACCAAGAGACAGCAGCAUUUGAAAAACACGAUUCAGACCGAUGUGUGCGAUGGCUUACAGUAUGAGGACGAAAUCUUCUCAUCUGAGAUGUAUUCAAUGAAGAAAAACUUGAAGGCAGUUCAGGAGCGCUUUUUCAAUGAAAUGCAAGAGGAAGAGUUGUUGAAUGUGAGAAGAGGACUUCAAACCUUGUUCCUCCAAGAUGCAUCCAGAUUCUGACCUGAGAAACAACGCGACUGCUGUAUUUUAGAUGUUCUUAAAACAUGUUUACAUGCUUAAAUAUUACAAAUGUUACGUUCUUUUAAAGCAGUAUUCUUUUUAACUGGUUGAAUAUUUGUACUCUUCUCUAGAAAAAAAAUAGUUUUCUUGCAUAUUUAUACGAUUUUAAAUUUAACAAGAGUUGGAAUAAGUAAUGUUAGAAAAGUUACAAGAUUAUUUAUUUGUGGGUUGUUAAACUUCUUUCAGCACCAUCAGAUAUAUUUGUGUGAAAAGUUAAACAAGGAAAAUAUUAGUUUGACUGUACAAAUAUGUCAUACAGUAUAUUCACAGCAUAAAUCUGACAAGAAUGAAAGCUGUUUUCUCUAGUAUAAAGUUUUAAAGAUUCUCAAGAUUCUUUACCAGCAAGAGCCGGUAAAUUGGGUUUAACUUAUGUAACAGAGAGCGAUGUUAGUUAGCAGGCACUCAUUUAACACACAUAAUUUCGAGAAUGUUUUAACAUUAUAAUAUUAGAUUGUGUGACUUAAAUGCAUUAUUUCAUUCACGUCCUUUGUAAAUGCUGAUUACAGAUAAGAGAAUAAGUUAUGUGGGAUGUAAUGUUUGUGAAAAAGCUACAGAUACCAGUGUUAGUUUUUCCAUGUUGGACGUAUGAGAAUAAAUAUUUUUGUCUGAC
Molecule: messenger RNA, 5511 nt
Organism: Triplophysa dalaica
Lineage: Eukaryota; Metazoa; Chordata; Actinopteri; Cypriniformes; Nemacheilidae
Product: synaptonemal complex protein 2-like
Exons: 45
Coding region: 204-4841 (1545 amino acids)
Source: RefSeq, a predicted model, not a curated record